UGAAAACCUUACACGUGCGCCGCCCCCUUCGUCUUCACCAUUAUUUUCUGUUGGUUCGCCUCUCUUUCUCCUGUGAGUCCUGAUGUUGUCUUGUAGGGUUUAGGGUUGGAAGGAGUCAAAACUCCCCUCCGAAACCUCCCCCAUGGCGUCGUCCUCUCGAGUAAGGGUUGGGACUCUGGUUCCCUUUGGUGAAGGCAAAGCUGGGUCCUUGGGUGCCUCGCUGCCAAGCAUUCCCAUCUUUGAGGGCUCCAAUGUCGUUGGCAGGAGUAAUUUGGUGGUUGUUGACAAGAGAGUCAGUCGCAAGCACCUGAGUCUGCGCGUCUCAGCUGAUGGCUCCAUCGAAGUAGUUGUGGAAGGGCCAAAUCCUAUUGUUGUACAAUCAGAGGGGCAGAGGAGAAGGGUUUGUGCUAAAGAGAGAGCGAAGAUUAUCCAUGAUGAUGUCUUGGAGCUCAUUCCUGGUGAUUAUUUUGUGAAGUAUGUGAAUAUGGGCGAUGAGCAUAAAAGUUCCACACCGGUGGAUUCAAAUGACUUGAAGAAGGGGAAGCGGCAUAGGGAGGAAGAAUGCGUGGUUGCCAAAAGGAAUCGACAGAUUGUGGAAGAUGAGGCUUUGGCAAGAACAUUACAGGAAAGCUUUGCAGAAGAAACUAUGUCUGCUACUGGCAUGGCUUGUGUUCAAGUAUCAAGUUCACUUGAUAGUGCUGGUUCUUCUGAGAGAAAUAACGAGAGAAUGCAUUCUGCCGGUUCUUUGAAAGAUGUACUUCCAUUGACUUUUCGACUCAUGCGUGUCCAAGGUCUUCCAUCAUGGACUAAUACUUCAGCAGUUACCAUUCAGGAUGUCAUACAGGGUGAAGUGCUCCUUGCUGUACUCUCAAAUUAUAUGGUGGACAUGGAUUGGUUGCUUACGGCAUGUCCAAGUCUAAGGAAAGUUCCACAUGUCCUAGUUUUACAUGGAGAAGAUGGUGCUUCAUUGGAGCAUUUGAAGAAAUCGAAACCAGCAAAUUGGAUCCUUCACAAGCCUCCACUUCCAAUUACAUUUGGAACACAUCAUUCAAAGGCCAUGCUACUUGUUUAUCCUCAAGGGAUUCGUGUUGUGGUGCACACUGCAAAUUUGAUACAUGUUGAUUGGAAUAACAAGAGUCAGGGACUAUGGACACAAGAUUUUCCCUGGAAAGAUACAAAGGAUAUGAAUAAAAACAUUUCUUUUGAGAGCGACCUGGUUGAUUAUCUCAGUGCACUUAAGUGGCCAGAGUUCAGGAUAAAACUCCCGGUUGCUGGUGAUGUCAACAUCAAUGCAGCAUUCUUUAGAAAAUUUGAUUAUAGUAGCUCAACGGUCAGGCUGAUUGGAUCCGUUCCUGGUUAUCAUGUGGGCCCCAAUAUUAAAAAGUGGGGCCAUAUGAAGCUUAGGAGUGUUCUUGAAGGAUGUGUAUUUGAAAAACAAUUUUGCAAGUCCCCACUUAUUUAUCAGUUUUCCUCCUUGGGAUCACUUGAUGAAAAAUGGAUGACUGAGUUUGCAUGCUCGUUAUCAGCUGGUAAAGCAGAUGAUGGAUCACCGUUGGGGAUCGGGAAACCACUUAUUGUCUGGCCUACAGUGGAGGAUGUUAGGUGCUCAAUAGAGGGGUAUGCAGCUGGUAGUUGCAUUCCAAGUCCUCAGAAGAAUGUUGAGAAAGAUUUCUUGAGAAAAUAUUGGUCCAGGUGGAAAGCAGAUCAUGUAGGCCGUUGCCAUGCUAUGCCUCACAUAAAAACUUUUGCUCGUUACAAUGGUCAAAAUAUUGCAUGGUUUCUGCUUACCUCAUCAAAUUUAAGCAAAGCUGCUUGGGGCGCACUGCAGAAGAACAAUACGCAGCUGAUGAUACGGUCAUACGAGUUGGGUGUACUGUUCUUGCCCAAAACUCUCCAGUCUGUAUCACGAUUUUCAUGCACGGAGAAGAAUCACUCAAACUUGGGUAACCUGACCCUUGGUAAAACCAUCAAGACCAAGCUGGUCACACUUUGCUGGAAAGAUGAUGAAGAAAAGGAACCAUCUGCUGAAGUUAUCAGAUUGCCAGUGCCAUAUCAACUCCCUCCACAGCUUUAUGGACCAGAAGAUGUACCAUGGUCAUGGGACCGGAGGUACACGAAGAAGGAUGUUUAUGGUGCAGUCUGGCCACGCCAUUCUUAGCUUACCUGUGUGCCGAUGACGAGUCUUAAUCGUGUUCAAGUCGAAGGACACAAAUCCAGUGGUACAUUGAUCGGUCUCUAGUCAAAUCAUUAACAUAUAUGACCUGAUUGCUCAUCCUCCCUGUUUCUUGGUGGCACCAUGGCUAGCUUGGCUAGCUAAGCCGUGUGCUGACAAUGAUUGUUAACUGUGUUCAGGUCUGAGGACAUGAACCCAGUGGUACUUUUAUCAAGCAGUGGUCAAAUACUCAGUACGACCCGAUUGCUCGUCCAGUCUGUUUCUUGGCCGCUCUGUCAAUUCUGAGGAAAAAAAAACUACAAGCGAUGGAACAUUUGAUUAAGAAGAGGUUGUUGGAGCAUUGGAUAUUUUCAGCAUACUGAGACGUGCACUAAUGUCAUUUGGUGCUUGCCGUUGUGCUGUUUAUGCACCCGUCUGUUUAAAUCUGUAUUAUCGUUGUACCGCAUAUGUUGGUGGGAUCUCUGGGAUCACGUUUGCUGGCUGGUUUAUUUAUAAUUUUGCUUGUUAAGGUCGUUCCCAUUACGAAAGUAACCACACAUAGAGCAUGCUACUGACUAAACAAACAAUAGAAUACGAUGCUGGGUAUCCUGAUUCAGAGAAAA
This is a messenger RNA of Brachypodium distachyon (stiff brome), 2775 nucleotides long. RefSeq names its product tyrosyl-DNA phosphodiesterase 1. NCBI's taxonomy places the organism in Eukaryota, Viridiplantae, Streptophyta, Magnoliopsida, Poales, Poaceae. The record is from RefSeq and is a predicted model, not a curated record. Gene Ontology annotation, biological process: single strand break repair; double-strand break repair. The transcript has 16 exons. Gene Ontology annotation, cellular component: nucleus. Gene Ontology annotation, molecular function: 3'-tyrosyl-DNA phosphodiesterase activity; double-stranded DNA binding; protein binding. Bases 143 to 2158 code for a protein of 671 amino acids.